This is a messenger RNA of Gasterosteus aculeatus aculeatus (three-spined stickleback), 1305 nucleotides long. It is a transcript of the gene hes6, whose product is annotated as hes family bHLH transcription factor 6. Gene Ontology annotation, molecular function: protein dimerization activity; DNA binding. Gene Ontology annotation, biological process: regulation of DNA-templated transcription. The record is from RefSeq and is a predicted model, not a curated record. NCBI's taxonomy places the organism in Eukaryota, Metazoa, Chordata, Actinopteri, Perciformes, Gasterosteidae.
AGUGAGCGGCCCGGUCUCCCCGCACGGCCAUCUGUCCCACUGACAAGCUGUAACGGCUCUUUGGAAUCUGACGCCGACCUCCGAACCGCUCGGUUUCUGGCAGCGCCCGGGUUAAACUUUUAACAACAUGGCCCCCGUCCGUAACCACACGAAGGAGGCAGACGGAGGGGACGAGCGCAGCGGCGUCGCGUCUGACAGAAAGAUGAGGAAACCGCUGGUGGAGAAGAAAAGAAGGGCUCGCAUCAAUGAAAGUUUACAAGAACUCAGAGUUCUCAUGGCGGAUGCAGACUCGCAAUCAAAGAUGGAGAAUGCCGAAGUGCUGGAGAUGACAGUGAAACGUGUGGAGGGCUGCCUGCUAAACCGGGCUCAAGAAGUGGACGCCGCGAGCCGGGAGGCGUGCGAGCGCUUCGCCGCGGGCUACAUCCAGUGCAUGCACGACGUGCACACGUUUGUGUCGAGCUGCCCGGAGAUGGAACCGACGGUGGCCGCCGAGCUGUUGAACCACCUCCUCGAAAGCAUGCCCCUGAACGACGAAGACAGCCUGCGGGCGCUGCUGCCGGACACGGCGGAAGAUCCCCCCGGAAAUAACAGCGCUUGGUCCGUGUCCGAGAGCAUGUACGCGACCCUAGUGUCCCCGGCCCCCUCCACCACCUCCACCUCCACCUCCACCGAUGACCUCUGCUCCGACCUGGAUGAGACGUACUCGGAGCAGAGUCACGUUUCUUCAGAGGAGGAGGCCGACGGCCACGAUGCGUUGAGUUUGCCUUCGCUGGCUCACUCCAAGUCAAUGUGGAGGCCGUGGUAGAUCACGUCAACAGGAGAAUUAGCACGUUUUAAACUAGACUAGAUGAAUUGUUGCGUGGCGUUAGGAUGUUUUGCGGGGUAGGCCUCGGUCCAUGACAACAACACUGCUGAUCGUUGAGGCAUCUGAGAAGCUCUUAGUGUAAUUAGCUGCAGAACUACAAUAAGGCUCCAAUGUAUUUAAUAAAGUAUGUAAUGAAAUCUGUCCUUCAGAAGUCAAAGACUUGUAGGGUCUUCAUUUGGAAGUGUAUUGGCCUUUACAUGGGCCUGCCUUCAGCGAAGGGGUGAAUGCAUAUGUAAAUAUUUACUUGUUGAAUAUGAAUAGGCUGUACAAAAGAAAGCUGUCGCCCUUCGCAAUGCAUUGCUAGUCGUGUGUGUAAAUUAUUCUUCAUUUAGAAUGUCUUUAACUUUCAUAUUUAUAUGUGUCCAAUGACUUUUAGUAGGCUACCUCAUCCCGUUUGCCUAAGUUAAAACUUUUUAAUAAAUGUAUUUUUGGCAUUUUAA